CAAAUUUCACAGUUAUAUGUUCCUUUACAUGCAGUGCAGUACUACUUACUUCAUCUCCUAAUUACUUUUGCUUCAAAUAAUAAAUUCUUCAUUUAUUAAAAUCAAAAAUCCAUACGGAGUCAAAAAUGAUUGCUAGCUGCGUUGGCAAUUGCAACUAUGCAGGCCCACCACCCGACUCAAUACUAUCAAUGCCACCACCCCCUCUACCGUCCUUUCUGCUACCUAGGACUGCCGUUAUAGCGGCUGCUGUACCAAUAAACGAUACCCAUCCAUGCUUUGCGCCCUUCUUGUGCGACCCCAGCCCAUAUCCUCACGAAAGUGGGGCCAUCGAAUUCGUCGAACUAACUGGCGUCGAUUCGAAAGGAUUGGAGAACACUUGGCUCUUCGUCUUGAUAUCUUGCUGCGUUGGUGUAAUAAUUUUAGGUGGCCUCUUGGCGGUCAUUUUACUAAAGUGUAGAGACACGCUAUUUUCCAGCUGCAAUCUAUCCUAUCAUGACUCGAAUAUCAAGCAGAAUGGAAUGACGGGUCUGGGCGAUUCUGCAACAAAAGCUAACCCAUUUAUGGCUGGUGGCAUUUUAUAUCCAUGCACCUCAACCAACAAUCGCGACACUUUGCAAUCCCAAUUGGCAAAUGAUAGUCGCUUACUUUGGGCUACCCUAACUCCGCACGGCACACGACACUUCAUAUCGGACUAUCCAGUGGGCAAUGGGAAUGUUGUACAAGAUGCUCACUAUGAGGUGGUGGAUUACCGCACUAAGGUGCAAAAUUCAACGUACCGUGAAUAUGUCAAGCGUGUACCGGUGAAGUCUUUCGACAACAAUGGCUUCGUUGAUUAUGACUACGAAGACCCAACGCCACUCAUGGAUUCUUAUCAUGAUGAUUUGGACUCUGGCUAUCAGGAGCCACAGGAAGUGCUCAACACCCUUCAACGUGUCUGCCCACGCCCUGUAGUCUCGUCACCAACACGUAUCGAUAACCCAAAUAUGGCACCACUUAACUACUAUCCUUCAAAUCGUUCCAAUCACCACUUAAGCACUAAUACCUUGCAAUCCAAUCACUCGUCCGCCACUUUAAAUCGCAAAGCCACUCUAACACGUCGUAUAAGUGAUGCCUCAUCCUGUGGACCAAAUGCUGUAGCUAAACAGUGAAGCGUAAAAAAUGGAGAUAUAUUGUAGAUUGAAAGCAGUCUCGUUGAGAAGAUAAUGGGAGAAAAGCGGUUCAAUGUAAUAAGAAAAUGUCAAGAAUCCUAUUAUACUUAUACAACGAAACGUUAGUUUUGCUAUUGCUAAGAAACGGCCCUCAUGAUGAAUGCGUGGAAAUAAAUUACUAACACUGGGAUGGUAAGAGUGGCAGUUGGGGCAACCGUUCAGUUAUGUUCUGAAAAGUGUUUUUUUUUCUGUGAAAACUGUUUUGAUGGUGUUUUGAUUACUUGAGAAAACUUUAUGAUAGGCAAGUGUGUCAGACUACGCGAAGAAAUAUAAUAAAUACCCAAAGAAAUCAAAAUCUCAAAGCAUUUAUAUACUCGUACAUACAAAUUUUAUUUAUUAUUAUGCAAGUAUGUGUGUAUGUACAUACCUAUAUCAUACGAAAGCAAUAAGGUGUUGAAAACCUACGAAAAUCGUAAUAAAAUGCAUCAACACUCUAGUUACUUGUACUGAGGUAAUGAUAGAUAUAGAAAUGAAUUAAAAUUUAAUUUGAAUAAAAGGAAAUCUUUAAAUAACAGCAAACUACUUGCGUUUGCUACAGAAUCUUUACCCAUGUGUGCUAUACUUAUAUAUUGUGUACAAGAAACUGAACUUUUUUUUUUGACAGAUAGAAAACGUUUGAAAGAGAGAGGAUGAAAGUCACGUACUAUAAAUCGCGAAAGACUUUCACCACGCUAAAAACCGAUGUUUUGAAAUAGAAAUCAAAUUGGAUUUUUGGAUUUUUGGAUUAGUCGAACACCUCCGUUAGGCGGACAAUUUUCUCUAUACCAAAUCUUAUGUAUCGUAAGAAGUUACCAUCCUUUGAGUGGUCACCUCUCUUGGACGGACCAAUUUUACUGAAGGGGAGUGUACGCCUAAGAGAGGUUUCACUGUAAUUGGUUUUUGGCAUGGUGAAUAACAUUUGUAAAUUUUAGUACUGCGCCUUGUUUUAGUUCAUCUCGCAAAAUAAAGCUAGGCAGCUUACAAAUACAGCUGAAAACUGAAAGCUGAACCUGAAAAUGAUUUUCUUUAAGAAAACAAUUUUAUCUAAAUCAAACAAAAAAUGGUGGAGACUGUAUUUUGUUUGUUGACUGUGUAUGCAUGGUUUAUAAGAAAUGUAAUAUAAGUACUUAAUCAAACACCCAAAUUCCUAAUCAAUGAGAAUUCAUUUAAUAUUACAAAUAGGCUUGCCCUCUAACAAAUAAUCGGUUAUAAAGUCUUUAUGUAAGUAAUCGCUUGACACAUAUUUUUAUGAUUAAGUAAUUUUAUUAUAAAAUAUUGAAUAAAAAGGAUUUAAAUAGCUUAGAAAAUUCUUACUGACCAAAAAAUGUAAAACUAUAAACGCCGAACUUAAAAAAAAGUAAAAGCUAUUCUCACUCAAAUACUAUUUAUGAUAAUAAAACUAUUAUUAUAGUUAAAUAUAAAAUAUAAAUUAAAGUAAAAAGAGGUAAUAACAAAAAAUUACACUUCAAAACGGUAACGCGAAUGGUUUUAAUCAACUUUAUAAAAGAAUAAAAGUAAAUAAAGUCACGCAAAGAAUUUUCAACAGGCGAAUUGAUUAAUUCACAAAUAACACUAAGUUAAAGACGAAUUAUGAUAUAUAUAAUAUAUAUAUAUAUAUAUAAAUAUAUAUUACAAUGAUAAUAAAACCGCCGGCUUUCAAUUGAUCUCUCGACUCGUACGUUUUAAUAAAAAACGUGUCACAAUAUUUUGUAAAAUAUGACGAAAAAAUAAAAAAUACUGAUUUAAAAUUAACAUUUGAAUAUUAAAAUGAAAAAAAAAGCAAAUACUUAUACACUUACAUAUAUUCCUACACAUCAACACUCAGUCACUAAAAUGCAAAAAAUAUUUUAACGCAUGUUUCGUGUUAAUACGCAAACAAUUUUAAACUCACAUAUUUCCUAAGCCACAUUUCAGAUAUCAUAACUACGUAAAUACGUAUAAUACAAUACUAUAUAAAAUGUGAGUAUAUGUCUAUGAGAGUAUACAUAAAUACUGAAUUUAAAAUUGCUUUUUUAAAAGCUUUAUGUUUUCCCACGUAAUUUUACUUGAAACAGUGAGUUGUAUUAAAUUUUACACAUACCACAAAUAGUGAUUACAUAGCAACAGGCAAUGCUCAAUAUUUAUUUAAUGGUUUUGUUGAAUUUUAUGAACUAUAAGUAUGUUUUAAAGCAAAUAAAGAAUUUUUAUGCGCAACGUGGCGCAUUUAUUAUAAUUCACGUAUAUUUAAGUAAGUGUUUACCGUAAUUAUGUGUUGUAUUCGCUAUAUUCCUAUUUAUACUGGAUAAAAGCAAAAACUCAAAAAUAAAUAAAAAUGUAUUCAAAAAUUAUUUAAUAAAAUGUGCAAAUCAUAAAAAUAUACAUAUAUAAACAU
Molecule: messenger RNA, 3558 nt
Organism: Anastrepha ludens (Mexican fruit fly)
Lineage: Eukaryota; Metazoa; Arthropoda; Insecta; Diptera; Tephritidae
Exons: 4
Coding region: 126-1148 (340 amino acids)
Source: RefSeq, a predicted model, not a curated record